CGGAAGUUUUUGUUUCCUCACCUGUCAGUUCUGGCACUGUGCGAGAGUCCAGCCUUGUCUCUUUGUUUUUCUCCGAGAAAGAGGUCUUCUUUUUUCAAAAAUAAAUGCUAAUCCCGUGUGAUCAACUGACAACUAAUUGAGGACAACAUCUAACACGGUCUUCUAUCUGCUACAGAGUCGGCCUGUGCAGGCAUGGAGCCCCUGGCAGUGGAUGAUGACAUUUGCAUCCUUAAACAUGAGACGGCCUACACCGGUGCUGGCGAGAGUCCUGUAUCGGUGUGUGCCGGCGAUGAAUCGGUCGCUUCCCACUUUGCCCUGGUCACGGCCUAUGAGGACAUCAAGAAGAGGCUGAGAGACACCGAGCGAGAGAAUACCUUGUUGAGGAAGAGGGUUAAGCAGCUGGAGGAUAAGCUCUUCAGGCCAGAGGCUCCUCCAUCAGAGGGUCCCCAGUACGUGAACAAGGCCUUCAGUGCUUACCGAGGUAUCUAUAUAGAGAAGGAGGACCUGCAGAUGGAGCUAAACAAACUGAAAAAGGAGAAGAGUGAUAGUGAGAGGUUGCUGACGGAGCAGCUCCAGGCCAAAGAGUUGGAGCUGCUUCAGCUGAAGACGGAGAUGGAGACCAGCCAAGUGAUGAAGAGCCUGAACAGCCCUCAGGACUACUGGCAGGUGGACAGGGUCAGCACUGAGCUAAAGAUCCACAAACUCCAGGAGGAUGAGAGGGUGACACUGGAAAACAGUAGGCUGCUGGAGAGAAGUGGGGAGGAACCCCUUGGCCUUAACGGACCAGACUUGGACCAGACCUGUGACACAAAGUACAAUACAAGGGAGAGGAGCAUUCAGCAGACAUACGAGUCUUUGUGCUGCGAGGUCACUCGUCUCCAUUCAGAGCUGAAGCACCAAACGGGCCUGAUUAGGAAACUUAGGCCACUCAACAGUGAGACAAGACAAGCUGCCUCCACAGUUCCAGUCCAGUGUCUGGACGACGUGGAAAAGAACAACCACCACGCAGUUCCUCGGGCGUCAGUGCCUCGCCCCCCUAGUGCCCCCCCACUCCCCUCGUGCUCCGGCCGCCCCUGCCCCCCUGUCGGCGGCCCGUCAGGCCCCAUGCUGCCGGACAGCUUGAGGGAGGACUGCUGGUACAACGGGAUCUGGCCCUCCCAGAGCUGUUCAGGAGAGGCUCUGGUUGGCAGCGAAACCUGCUCGGUCGUCCUGCCCCCGCCCCCCCUGAACCAAGCCUCCCUGGACGACAGCUCGCGCUCCUUCCCCAGCCCCCCCAAACCCAGUGAUGCCAUGUUCUGGGAGGGACACUCCACUGCAUCCAACUCCUCGUCCUCCAUUGGAAACUGCAGUCCCAGGAGCCCCCCCAAUGCCGAGUGGGCCAAGCCCUAUUGAGGGGAAACUUCGGUGGGAGAAUAGAUGAUUAAAAUAGUGUGUAAUUGG
This is a messenger RNA of Etheostoma spectabile (orangethroat darter), 1440 nucleotides long. RefSeq names its product 5-azacytidine induced 2 (gene azi2). Gene Ontology annotation, cellular component: cytoplasm. Lineage: Eukaryota; Metazoa; Chordata; Actinopteri; Perciformes; Percidae. The record is from RefSeq and is a predicted model, not a curated record.